Messenger RNA from Camellia sinensis, 1543 nucleotides. Lineage: Eukaryota; Viridiplantae; Streptophyta; Magnoliopsida; Ericales; Theaceae. The record is from RefSeq and is a predicted model, not a curated record.
AUCUUCAUCUUCUUCUUCCUCACAAGCCGCCUCGUCGUCCAUGCACUUGGCAUUGGCUGCGUUGUUCGGAGCUUCAGUAAUGGCGAUCUCCGCCUUUUACAUCCACAAGCGCACCGUCGACCAAGUCCUCGACCGCCUCAUCAAGCUCCGCCGCCGAUGCCCUUCCUCCGCCACCGCCGUCGCCGCCGAUGAUCAGUUGUUCGCUUCCGAAGACGACGGCGGCGGAAGCUAUUUCGUCUCCGAUGGAGAGAUUGAGAUUGAUAGGAACACUGCUAGGUCUUUGGAUGAGAACGUGCUGCUUAGUAGCUACAGAGUUUCGUCUUCAAUGCCGAAUGUAGGUUUAUCGAACCAGUGGUUCGAUGAUGAUGAGGCCAAAUGUUAUCAGUUAAUGCGAUCUGGAAAUCAAGCUUUGUCAAAUUCUUGGGAUAAGUCCAAUUUGAUUCCUUCUAGUCUACCGCCUAAAGAUGGACAGGAUCAAUCUAUGUGGGUGGGAUCAGGUGGUAGGCUAAUGACUCCUAGAUCCUCAGGUGGCUAUGCAUUUGGAAGUGCAGGAGAUUCUGACGAUGAAGGAACAGAGCUUGCUACUGGAGAGGACCUCUACACUUAUGAGAACAUUGACUCUUCAGCUGAAUGUAUAAAUUUAAAUGAUAACAGUUCAAACAUUCAAAAUUUAUCUGCUUCUCCAUUCAAUGAUGACAACAGGAGCUGUAUUCUAGAACAGAAAAAUAGAGCAAUUGCAAAUGAAGCAAAGGAAAAUGUAGAUCAAUAUGGUGAUGGAAAGGCAGAUACAACCUCAAUGCGCAUCAUGGGGAAUGAUCCUAGUUUAACCAACAUUAUUUUACCUCUGACAGCUACAGUGCAUGAGUCAAUGAACAAGGAAGAGGAGGAAGUAUGGAAGAUGAUUCGUGAUUGUUUGGAUUUGCGGGAGAAGUAUGUCUACAGGGAAGUUGCCCCAUGGAUAAAGGCAACUGUGGGAGAAUCUUGUGCAUCUGGAACAAAGAAUGAUCCACUUUGCUUUGUCCCUGUUGAAGCCACUGCUCACCACUUUAGGAUGGAAGACGGAGUUGUACACGUUUAUGCAAGUGAAAACGACUCCACAGAUCUUUUCCCUGUUGCAAGUUCAACAACGUUUUUCACUGAUAUGCAUCACCUCCUAAAAGUUAUGUCCGUUGGAAAUGUUCGGUCUGCAUGCCAUCAUCGAUUACGAUUUCUUGAGGAGAAAUUCCGUCUUCAUCUGUUAGUGAAUGCAGAUCGGGAGUUUUUAGCCCAGAAAAGUGCACCCCAUCGUGAUUUCUACAAUAUCAGAAAAGUUGAUACUCACGUGCACCAUUCUGCUUGCAUGAACCAGAAGCAUCUUCUGCGCUUCAUUAAGUCAAAAUUAAGAAAAGAACCAGAUGAGGUUGUCAUUUUUCGUGAUGGAAUAUAUCUUACACUUAAGGAAGUCUUUGAGAGUCUGCAGUUAACAGGUCAUGAUCUUAAUGUUGAUCUACUGGAUGUGCAUGCUGAUAAAAGUACCUUUCAUCGAUUUGACAAAUUCAAUCUC